This is a messenger RNA of Phaedon cochleariae (mustard beetle), 3909 nucleotides long. The record is from the annotation of a GenBank genome assembly. Lineage: Eukaryota; Metazoa; Arthropoda; Insecta; Coleoptera; Chrysomelidae.
AUGGAUCACAGUGAGAAGGUGAUUAGGAAAGUCCAUCCCAGAGAAAAGGCGAAUAUUUUCUCAUUAUUCACAUUCAUAUACACAAGGAAACUAUUCAAAGCGGGAUUCAGAAAGGAUCUGGAGGAUGACGAUUUAUACGAGGUGAUCAAACAAUGCCAGUCCAAGAAAUGCGCGGACAAACUCGAGUCCGCUUUCAAAGCCGAAGGCAAUAAGAAUUCCAAUACUUCGGUGUUCAGAGUGAUAUGGAAUUGUUAUGGCAUCAGAUAUUUGAUCUUGGGGCUCUGUAAUUUGUCUUGGAAACUGAUUCAUAGUUUGUUGGAACCCAACGCAGUUUCUAAACUGGUGGGAUACUUCAAGCCCGGACAAACGCAAAUGACUUUAUACGACGCCCUGUAUUAUGCCGGCAUCAUGGUCGGUCUCAAAGCUAUGCACGGUUUCUACUACCAUAACUACAGAGUGUACCUGAAUCAACUGGCCAUACAGAUACGCACAUCCUUUUGUUCGCUUAUAUACAGGAAGACACUCAAAUUGAGUCCCAAAGCUUUGGGUGAAACGAAUUUGGGUAACAUCGUAACAGUCAUCACGAAGGAUGUUCUUCAAUUCGAACACUCUAUUUGGUUAUUCAACGAUUUAUGGACGGCCGUGGUGCAAUUGAUAGUCAUUUGUUAUUUUAUCUAUGACAGAAUUGGACCUGCCAGUAUAGUGGGAAUACUUUUAUUGAUUGCUCUUUUGCCAGCCCAAAUGUUCUUGUCAAAGGCCAUCAAGAAGCUCAGGUCAAAACUCAACAAAAGGACUGACGAUCGUAUACAGAACACGCGAGAAGUUCUUUCAUCUAUCAGAAUAAUAAAGAUGUACACUUGGGAAAAGAUAUUUACUGAUAAGAUCAACGGUUCUAGAGAGAAAGAAAUGAGCACGAUGUUGAAAAACAACAUCAUGAAAAUGCUGAUGAUGACGUUGAGCCACGUGAUGUCGAAGUUCUCCUUCUACGCUCUGAUCAUGGUCUACAUCUGGAUGAACAACAACGAAAUCAGCGCUGAGGAUAUUUUUUACGUGAUGAGAAUCUUCGGCCAACUCAGGAUGAUCGUUUCUUUUACAUUCUCAAUGGGUUUUGCGAGGAUUGCGGAGCUCGUUGCCUCUUUGGAAAGGAUACAGAACAUCCUGAACUUGGAUGACCUUGCCGAGGAUGAUGCAGACAAACCUGAUGAUGAGCCGCAAAUCGACAUGCGAAACGUCUCGGUGGAAAUGAGAAACACCGAAAUCCUCAAAAACAUCCAACUGAAGAUGGAAGUCGGUCUCAACGUAGUCACCGGCCAUUUGGGGUGCGGCAAGAGUUCCCUCAUCAAGGCCAUCCUCAAGAGCUACCCUGUUAGUGGGGGAGAGUUGCGCACGAGGGGUAGGAAGAGUUAUGCGUCGCAGGACUCUUGGCUGUUUCCCUCUUCGAUCAAGCAGAACAUUUUGUUCGGAGAAAAAUACGAGUAUGAGAGAUACAAAAAAGUGGUGGAAGUAUGCGCCUUGGAAUACGACUUCGCCAUCUUGGAACGAGGCGACGAAACGAUCCUCACCGACGGCGGCACCAAUCUGAGCAAGGGCCAACAGGCGCGCGUCAACUUAGCCAGGGCCAUCUACCGCGACAGCGACAUCUAUCUGAUAGACGACGCACUAACCGCGUUGGAUCCGCGCGUCCAAGACCAGAUAUUCGACGAGUGCAUCAGAGGGUUCCUCAAGAAGAAGUUGGUGGUGCUGGUGACGCACAAUGCGAAGCAUAUCGAAAAUGCCGAUAUGCUCGUUGUCAUGGCGAACGGUGCUAUCAAGAUCGCAGCCAAACAGAAUGAGCUACCCAAAGAGCUCCUCGAAGAGAUCGAGCAAGAAGAAGAAAUAGUGGCCACCCUGAUGCAGGAAAAACUCAAAGAAGCGGAAGCGGAAAAACAACUCGCCGAAGAAGACGUCGUCGACGAGAAAGCCGAACUGAUAGUGGCGCCAGGAAAACCGAGAAGAAGACAGGUCUAUCACGAGGAGAAGAAGACAGGCGCCGUCGAUUCGAAGUUGUACUAUAAGUAUGUGCAGUUCGGAGGAGGGCUGUGGUUCCUGCUGGUCAUCGUGCUGUUUUAUGGUACUUCUACGUUCAGCGAUUCGUCGUCAAAUAAAAUGUUAACGAAUUGGGUGAACCACCAAACGAACCUGACCAGCUCCAUGGAGAAAUAUUUCGGCAACACGUCCAUCGACCUCGACCAAUUGGAGUCUGGCCUCGUCAACAUGACAGUUGACCCGCAGUUCAACUUGACAGUUGACGCGCCGUUCAACUCGACGAUCAACCAAACAUUGGAACGGAUCGCCGGUUUGCAAAGAUUGGAAGUUCAAGCUGCCAAAUCUCUCAAUCUCUAUUCGGUUUUGUUGAUUUCUUCGUCGAUCCUGGAGAUCAUCAAGUUCCUGCUGUUGACGAAGUUCAUAGUGAACGCGUCGUUCUACCUGCACAAGACCAUGAUAAAGUCUGUUGUCCAGUCAGUGAUGGCGUUUUUCGACAACUUUUUCGUUGGCAAUAUCCUGAACAGGUUCUCCCAGGACUUGUACGUGGUGGACGAAGUUUUGCCUCAUGUAGUGAGCAUGCUUAUCGGGACUGGUUUCAUGCUUGCCGGAACAGUAGGUUUGAUUGCGAGCGUUAAUUGGAAGUUUCUGGUGCCGUCCUUAGUGCUUCUUAUUUCACUAGUGGCGAUGCGUUACAUCUACAUUCCCACAUCGAGAAGUCUCAAAAGACUCGAGGCUGCAACUCGAAGUCCUAUCAUUGGUCACCUGAACUCAACACUGGAAGGAUUAACGACAAUUCGAGCGUACCGAGCCGAAGAAAUCCUCAAAUUUGAGUUCGACAAACAUCAAGAUUUAUACACGAGCGCCUAUUUCACGUCGGUUUGUGCUGUCGGCGCUUUCUCUCUGUACAUGGACGUCUUCUCUGCCAUCUAUGAAGCCUUCAUCAUCGGACGAUUUUUAUUCUUCGAUACCGGUACGGCCGCAGGAGACGUCGGCCUCACCCUCACCCAAGCCGGCAUGUUGGCGGGGGUGAUGCAAAUGGGCCUGUCGGAAUGGGCGCACGCGGAGAACCUGAUGACCUCGGUGGAGAGGGCGCUGGAGUACACCAACACGGAAACGGAAAAGUCCGGGGGAGCGGAGCCGGAAAAUUGGCCGAUGAGAGGCGAGAUCAAGUAUAAGCAUGUGUCGUUGACGUACACGAAUUCGCACGAGAAAGUGUUGACGAAUAUUGAUUUCCACGUGAGGCCGAGAGAAAAAAUUGGAAUAGUCGGUAGGACUGGAGCAGGCAAAUCGUCCAUAAUAUCGACGCUCUUCAGAUUGUACGACUUUGAGGGUGACGUCACCAUCGAUGACGUCCCAACGAAAUCUUUGGACCUCCAAUACCUAAGAAGGCACAUUUCGAUCAUCCCCCAAGAUCCCAUCAUGUUUUCGGGGACCAUCAGGACCAACGUGGAUCCUUCGAACGAGUUCACAGACGAAGAAAUCUGGAAGACAUUGCAUAAGGUCCAACUCGACUCCAUAACCCCCAGUCUCUCGACCGACGUUUCCGAUACCGACUUCAGCACCGGUCAGCGCCAACUUCUCUGCAUCGCGCGCGCCAUCAUCAGGCGCAACGCCAUCGUCGUUCUGGACGAGGCCACGGCCAACAUGGACCCCGAGACGGAGAAGUUGGCGCAGCGCACUGUCGACGCCAACUUUGCCGAUCGCACUUUGUUGGUGAUUGCGCAUCGGCUCGAGUCGGUCCUGGCCUGCGACAGGGUGAUGGUGUUGGACAGGGGCAGGAUAGUGGAGUACGAUGCGCCAGGGGAGCUGAGAAGACGGCCAGGUGGAGUUUUUGCGGAGAUGUUGAGGAAUGCCGGUUUACAAGAGACUGCGGCGGAUAAAUAA